Molecule: messenger RNA, 2499 nt
Organism: Letharia columbiana
Lineage: Eukaryota; Fungi; Ascomycota; Lecanoromycetes; Lecanorales; Parmeliaceae
Exons: 1
Coding region: 1-2499 (832 amino acids)
Source: RefSeq, a predicted model, not a curated record
AUGACGUUCGUCGAUAGUGGAAUGGGAGAGCCAUUGGCAGCUGCGAUUGACGAUGGAGUGGCACCUGGGAAGACGCUCAAGAAGAAGAAGAGCCUUACAAGACUAUUCUCUUCAACUUCAAGGAGAUCAUCUCGAUCAAGGCCGCCGUCACCGGAAGAUCCACACACUCCACCUAUACCACAAGUGCCGACACACUUCUGGCCCUUGGGUUCCUCAGGCGCUCCACGAAUUCCAAGUAUGAGCUUUGACUGUCUUAUGAACGAGCACCUUCACGACGAGCAAUUGGAGGGUAUGGCCCAAUUCGACAAGCGCAGCCCUGGAAGUCCAUUGGCAAUGUCAAGCACUGAAGAGACGGACAAUACAAGGUCGGAGGCGACUGUAAAGAGCGAAUCCGUAACAGCAAGUCACCAAAUUCCCGGUACUCCGAAAGGUCACUCGACAGCACCCCUGUCAAGUGUUAUUCGCAAGAAGUCAGCAGAGAAGCCUUUAAUCUACCACUCGCCAACGUUUCCAAUUCUGCCGAAAGAAACCAAGACUGGGCUUCGUAUGCCAUCUGCUUUCUCGUCUGUCACUCGAGGUCGUGGUGCUUCAGUCACAGCACCAAAACCCAAGAGCUCACCAGCCCAGCCACAACUGACCAGACCUUCUACAGCAGGUGGCGAGUCCAAUUCAAAGCCAACAGGCAAAAGGAAAACUAGUGUGAAUAAACAAGGUCAAGAUGUGUCAAGCCCGUCACUGUUCGAUUUAGAAGAUUUCCCCAUGAGUCCGCAGCGUCCAUGGCAAGCCACAUAUAGCAACGACGAAGUAAGAUCCAGCUUUCGGUCCGCGUUGACAACAAGCUCUAGCCAUAUAGACACAACAAGCACGGAGAGGAGCAGUGUUCUGACCAAGGGUACCUCGAUAACGGAUUCAACGAUCGACCAACAGUCAAGGCCUGUCUCGAAAGUUGAGAGUAUGACCGUAGACGAUGCAAUCGACAUGUAUGCUGCCGGGUUUGCUGAUGAUGAUGACACCGGACCGAGUGACUCGAGAGACACCUCAAUGAGCGAAGAGGAACGCAGAAGAUCGAUGAAAAUUGCUGAAGCUAUCAAAGACACCAUCGGUGAAAUGCGCCCUUCCAGACGGCCAACGACAAGUCAAUCCACUAGCUCGACUGCACGGAUAUCGUAUGAUGCGUUCAAAAGAGAGUCUAUCCAACCACCUCCAAUAGUACCCCCAACGUCAACUCGCGAUCAAUAUGGUUUCCUUAAAGCCAGCCAUCAUAUUACGAUCCCACAGUACGACGCGUGGGCGAACGGCUAUUUACUAAGCCAAGAGAGACGCACGAAGAAAUGGUCAUCAUACAUGCGAGAGCAAGGUCUUCCAACCUUCAUUCCCACCCGCUUCCCUAACCGGUCAGCGAAAACCGAGCGCUACAUUCGCAAAGGCAUUCCUCCAGCAUGGCGUGGACCUGCUUGGUUUUUCUACGCCGGUGGCGAUGCGUACCUCGAAAAACAUGCCGGUCUCUACACCUCCCUUGUGUCGCGCUCAGAAGACGAGCUUUCCAGUGCUGACAAAGAAUCGAUCGAGCGUGACCUCCACCGCACCUUCCCGGAUAACAUCCACUUCAAACCCGACCUUCGUUCUUCAGGAUCUUCUGCUGCUGAAUUGCCGCUUCUAAGCUCUCUCCGCCAUGUCCUCCGUGCCUAUGCCCUUCACAAUCCUCGCAUCGGCUAUUGCCAGUCUCUUAAUUUCCUCGCUGGCCUCUUGCUAUUGUUCCUUCCCGAAGAAAAAGCAUUCUGGAUGCUUCACAUCAUCACCACCGUCUACUUACCGGGUACGCAUGAGCUUAGUCUCGAAGGUACAAACGUCGACCUAUGGAUCUUGAUGCUAGCGCUGAAAUCCACCCUUCCUCAUAUAUGGGCGAAAGUGGGCGCUGCCGGUGGAUCUAGCGAUGAUAUUGAUGGAAGUGCUAGGCUGCCGCCUAUAUGUCUCUGCACGACCUCCUGGUUCAUGAGCCUCUUCAUCGGCACUUUACCCAUCGAAACCGUUCUCCGUGUGUGGGAUGUACUGUUGUAUGAAGGCAGCCGCACUUUGUUUCGAGUCGCUCUGACCAUCUUCAAGCUCGGCGAGCAACGGAUCAAGGACGUGAGCGAUCCAAUGGAACUCUUCCAAGUUGUGCAAGGCUUGCCAAGAGGGAUGUUGGACGCUGGCGCCUUUAUGGCGACGGUAUGCCGGAGAGGUGGGGUGGGUGGUGAAUGGGUCGAGGCGAGAAGAUGUGAGCGGAGAGAGUGGUUUGCUAGAGAGCGGGCGACCGCGGCCGGACUGUCAGACGGCACCGGUGCGGAUCAUAUUGUCCUGAGGGAUGAUGCUGCGAGCGAGAGGUCGGCAUCUGCGAGAGGUAGACCUCCAAUGACAAGGAUGGACUCGAUCUGGAGGAGGAGAAGGAAGAGAAAAGCCUCAGUGCCCGUGGGCGCAGACGGUAUAUCAGACGCUGGUAGAGAUUUGCUGGCGCUUUGA